Messenger RNA from Bufo gargarizans (Asiatic toad), 837 nucleotides. RefSeq names its product proteasome 20S subunit beta 6 (gene PSMB6). The coding region runs from base 63 to 761 and encodes 232 amino acids. NCBI's taxonomy places the organism in Eukaryota, Metazoa, Chordata, Amphibia, Anura, Bufonidae. The transcript has 6 exons. The record is from RefSeq and is a predicted model, not a curated record. Gene Ontology annotation, molecular function: threonine-type endopeptidase activity. Gene Ontology annotation, cellular component: proteasome core complex.
CCGGUGCGCCGGAAGUGUCGCAGUGUUCCUCUCGAGCUCCGCUCCCGGCAGAACUGAUAGUCAUGGCGGCAGGGCAGAUGCUGAGUGCUGGGGCCGGGCCGCUGACCGGCGGGAAUCCUGUGGAGAUGGACUGGAUGAGCCGGGAAGUGACCACCGGGACGACGAUCAUGGCGGUGGAGUUUGAUGGCGGUGUGGUUAUGGGCGCUGAUUCCAGGACAACUACCGGAGCGUACAUCGCCAACAGAGUCACGGACAAGCUCACCCCUGUACAUGACCGCAUCUUCUGCUGCCGCUCCGGCAGCGCCGCGGACACUCAGGCCAUCGCCGAUGCCGUCACCUACCAGCUGGGAUUCCACAGCAUUGAGCUGGGCACCCCGCCCCUCGUCCACACAGCGGCCAAUCUCUUCAAGGAAAUGUGCUACAAGUACCGCGAGGAACUGAUGGCCGGGAUCAUCGUAGCCGGAUGGGACCACAGGAAGGGUGGGCAGGUGUACACCGUGCCCAUGGGAGGGAUGUUGGUGCACCAGCCGUUCUCCAUAGGCGGCUCUGGCAGCUCCUACAUCUACGGCUUUGUGGAUUCUACAUAUAAAUCGGGAAUGACGAAGGAGGAGUGCAUGAAAUUCACAGCAAACGCUUUGGCGCUGGCGAUGGAGCGGGAUGGAUCCAGCGGAGGCGUCAUCCGUCUUGCCGCCAUUACAGAGGGCGGUGUGGAGCGUCAGGUGAUCCUUGGGAAUGAGUUGCCCCGGUUCCCUGUGUCGUGAUGUCGCCCCGAUCUCCCCUGUGCUCACCCUCAUACUUUUGUUACUAAUGAGAUGAAUAAAUCGUGAUGUGACGGAU